Messenger RNA from Rhagoletis pomonella (apple maggot), 2983 nucleotides. RefSeq names its product lipase 3-like. The record is from RefSeq and is a predicted model, not a curated record. Gene Ontology annotation, molecular function: hydrolase activity, acting on ester bonds. The transcript has 5 exons. NCBI's taxonomy places the organism in Eukaryota, Metazoa, Arthropoda, Insecta, Diptera, Tephritidae. Bases 1195 to 2529 code for a protein of 444 amino acids.
GAAACAGCUUGCAUAGAUGUACCCCUAGUCAGUUGCUCGCCGGACUUCAUCAAAGGUGUACCUACAACCGCUGGCAUCCAAAUUCGCUAAAAUAUGCACCGGUAUAUGAAGAAAAAAAGAAAACUUAUAUUAAAAAGUGAAACUGCUAAGAAUCUUCGUCAAGCCAACCGCAAUGAGGUGAAUUGAAUUGGGGUGAAGUAAAUUAAAAAAUUAUUUCAUAAUCGCAAACAGCGCAGUAAGCAGCGCUCGAAAUUCCGAUUCGAAAUAAUAAAAAAAAGUGAUAAUCGUUGCCGCUGGCACCCAAACAAAGGCGUGUGCGCGCGAAAUGUUGCCAGCCACAUGUUGCAGCCAGCCACAUUUGAUACGCUUCAGUGGCUUUGAGCGGCAAGAGUGCGCACGAAUCUUCAUCUCAAGCCACUGCGCGGUUGAGUAGAUGCUACAAACAAGCGCUAAUUCGAAGACAAGUCUGCAGCUGGCGCCCGCGAAGAACGAACGUUGUAAAAUAUUUACCAAUUGAUUUCGCAUUAUUUGCGCUCAAGUCGAGAUUGAAAACGCAAGUAAUAGGACGCACACGCACCCCGCCGCGCACCGAGCAUUAGCCGCCUGAUUUACGAUCGGAACGGAAAUUAUAUGCCUUUGUGCGUCAUGCCAGCCGCUGAUAAGAGUGAACUCGAAUAGCCAGCACUUUCGUUUAUCAGCAGCGUGAAUUUACAAUGUAUAUAUAUUAAUAAAAUAAUACGACAAAAACAACAACAACGCCAUUUGUGUGAAACCAUUUAUUAUGUGCUACAUACCUAUAUUGGUCAGUGUCACGCUCUGUGGGGCCAAACGCCUAGCCAGCCAGCAGCGCAUUCGACGCGUAAUCGCCCAAGAGUGAAAAAUACUGGAAGCCCACUUUGGUGUUUAUUUAGUUUGUUUCAAAAGGGAAAUAUUUCCAGUUUUUAGCGGUGAUAUCUAUUGAAUAACACGCGCGUACUCCAAGCACCCAGUGCAGACCAACGUAAAACGCGUCGAGCCCCCUUUUGUUGGACGCGCACAAAAUUUUCAAGCUGAUAAACUACGACCACAACAAGCCACACACACACACACACACACAGCUCAAACACAAUAACUACUCUUCUUGUUUGCUUGAUCGAGUCUUGAUCUCGUGCUGCGCGCGUUCAGUUUACUUUUGUACGUCGCGCCGUCCGCAACAUGUCACGCGUGCAGCAUCUUGUGUUUACUCUCCUUGCGUUCAGCGCCUGCUCUCUACCGCACAUCGCAGCGCAGUCGGGUCUGUGGUCAUUGAGUUUGGGCCCUACUUCACUCUUCAAUAUUCCGGAACUUGGUCGUUCCUUUUUGAAAUCGGUUGGUGUUGGUCCCGAAAAUCUAUUAAAUACAGUGGAUUUUCAUUCGCGCGUAGAUCCAAAUGUGUUAGAGGAUUCGCAUUUGACAACGCCGGAGUUAAUAAACAAAUACGGAUUUCCCUCUGAAAUACAUCACACCAUCACAGAUGAUGGUUACAUUUUGGAGUUGCAUCGCAUCGUUAGGAAAGACGCCACACCAGUGUUGCUAAUGCAUGGAUUAUUGGAUUCGUCAGCGACAUGGGUGAUGAUGGGGCCCGAUAAGGGAUUAGCCUAUCUCCUCUACAACUCCAGCUAUGAUGUAUGGAUGCCGAAUGUGCGCGGCAACACCUACUCGCGCAAUCACACCAAGUACAGUACGAAACGUGCGAAAUUCUGGGAUUUUACCUUCCAUGAAAUUGCCAAAUAUGAUUUACCGGCCAGCAUUGAUUACAUACUGGCACAGACGGGCCAAGAGAGACUACAAUACAUUGGACACUCACAGGGCACUAUGACCUUUUGGAUAAUGUGCAGCGAGCGUCCAGAGUAUAGUGAUAAGAUUAUAUCAAUGCAGGCAUUGGCGCCUAUAGCCUAUAUAAAGCACAGCAAAAGUCCGGUGGUGGAUUUUUUGGCUUACUUUCAAGAGCCAAUCGGGAUACUUUUGAAACUCAUUGGCGCUCAUGAAUUCUUACCCAGCACCGAAUUCAGGGUAAUGUUCAGUCAAUUAAUCUGCGAUGAGGAUGUCAUUAUAAUGGAAAUUUGUUCAAAUAUAUUAUUUUUGAUCGUCGGUUUCGAUAAAUCGGAGGCAAACGAGACAAUGCUGCCUGUUGUCCUCGGCCACUCACCCGCGGGUGCCUCCACCAAGCAAAUGCAGCAUUACGGCCAACUAAAACGCUCGGGAGAAUUCCGCCAAUUCGAUUACGGUUGGAUACGCAACUACUGGAUCUACAAUCAGAUCACACCGCCCAAUUAUAAUUUGAAGAAAGUGCGCAGCAAAGUGGCGCUGCACUACUCACAAAACGAUUGGCUGGCGACGCCAAUCGAUAUCGAGGAACUCCACGUGCAGCUACCGAAUGUGAUCGGUAAAUUUCUAGUGAGCUUUCCGAAGUUCAGUCAUUUGGAUUUUGUUUGGGGCGUGGAUGCACGUAAGCUGUUGUACGAUCGAAUUUUGCGGCUGAUGAAAUUGGUUGAGCGUGGAGACCUUUGAAGCAAAACCGAAUUUUCACGAAUUUCUAUAGCUCUUUAAGGUAUCUGUACGCGUAAGUGAUAUGUACAUAUAUAAAUUUUAACUUACAUACGUCUAUAUUUAAGUCCUUUUACGUGGGUAUUAUAGAUAUUAUUUUUACAGUCAUGUGUAAAAUAAUAGGUACACGACAUUUUGACCGUCUUGACUAACUAUUGUUCUUUCGUUUGUUUAAUGUUUGAUAUUUCUUUUUAAAAACACAGCUUAUCUUCUAACAAAAACUGUAAAAGUCUAAAUUUAAAAUUUUGUAGAAGAAGUAGUAGAAGUAAUCUUUAAUCAAAAACAAGACUGACUUCAAUUUUCAUAUAAAAGUGUAAGAGUACCGUUAAUUUCUUAAUGAUACAAUGAUCAGAUCUAAACCAAAUUGUUAUGGGAUUACCUCUGUGGUACCACCUUUCCUAAUAAAAAAAGAAUUAUA